This is a messenger RNA of Talaromyces proteolyticus, 492 nucleotides long. RefSeq lists its product as uncharacterized. The transcript has 4 exons. Bases 1 to 492 code for a protein of 163 amino acids. The record is from RefSeq and is a predicted model, not a curated record. NCBI's taxonomy places the organism in Eukaryota, Fungi, Ascomycota, Eurotiomycetes, Eurotiales, Trichocomaceae.
AUGGCUUCAGUUUGGGAUACGCCUUUGAAUGUUCCCUUUGUGAUCUCGACCUUGUUAGUCGUGUCCGUGUCUGCGGAGAAUAGUCUGGGCCAAUGCGAACAAGCUACUCCUGGAUGGGCAGAGACUGGGCUGACGGCCGGUUUUUGCUUGGUCGCCGACCGUAAACUCAUGUCAUACCUUCCACCGCACUAUGCGGACUAUAUCAAGAAUGACCAUCGCUUCAGCUUCACGGAGUUUGCGCAUUGGGAUAUAAUAGGCUAUCUGCCAUGGUUUGAGCCUUUUGGAACGCUGCUUAAAUCGGAGAUCUCCAUCGAUGUCGUCCAGAAGAGACUGUCGCUGAACAUUGAAAGGCUCAGCGCCACUGUUUCCAACACAAUGGCUGACGUUCUCCAAAGCAAAUGGGGGGACGAAAGCGAUUUCUAUGCGGUCCAUCUGCAUCAAACCGUCCUGUUAGUUUUCAACCACUCCGAGGAAAAUGAUUACUUUGGGUGA